AUGAUAAUGAAUUUAAAAAUAACUUUAAUAUUAUCAAUUUUAACAAUUGUUAAUGCUGCUGAUAAUUUAGGUGGAUUAGAUGGAAGUUCAAAUAAUAAUUCUGGAAAUAAUAAUAAUAAUAAUGAAGAAUCAACAAGAGGACAAACUACGACUGCUGCAACUACUCAAACAACAAAUGCUCAAGCUACAAAUACAGCUGUGACUACUCAAAAUCCAACAAAUACUAUAAACACUGUCACAACUAAUAAUCAAGGUCAAAGUCUUGUUUUAAUUAAUACUCAAAAUACUAAUAGUCAACAACGUACAGAAAAUAAUUCACAACAACAAACUCAACAAACUCAACAAUCACAAACUCAAGCUCAAACUCAAAGUCAACAAACUGGAUCAACUACUGUUUGGUGGACUCCAAGUACGACUAUUGAAUCUACUGCAACCACCAGAGUCAAUUCACAACAAUCACAACAAACUAUAGCAAAAACAUCAACAAUUGCAUCACUUCAACAAACUCAACCAUCAGGCACAGGAUCAAUUAGUUUCAACCAAUGGGGAUUUACAGGUACUCAAACAGCAUGGGAAGCAAAUACUUUAACAACAGGUCAAACUUCAGAUGAAAGUAAUUCAAAUAGUAGAUCAAAUUCAAAUUCAAAUUCAGGUUCAAGUCAAUCUAGUUCUAUUACUAGAUCUAUUAAUAGUACUUCAAAUGCUAUUAAAUUAAAUUUAUUAAGUGCUGGUAAUAAUAAAGAUAAAUCAUUUUUUAUACAACAAUUUUCAUUAAUUUUUGGAGUUGUUUUGAUUAGUAUUUUAUUUGGUAGUUUAUAG
Messenger RNA from Lodderomyces pseudojiufengensis, 819 nucleotides. RefSeq lists its product as uncharacterized. Lineage: Eukaryota; Fungi; Ascomycota; Pichiomycetes; Serinales; Debaryomycetaceae. The record is from RefSeq and is a predicted model, not a curated record. The transcript has a single exon. The coding region runs from base 1 to 819 and encodes 272 amino acids.